Molecule: messenger RNA, 1200 nt
Organism: Mycotypha africana
Lineage: Eukaryota; Fungi; Mucoromycota; Mucoromycetes; Mucorales; Mycotyphaceae
Exons: 2
Coding region: 1-1200 (399 amino acids)
Molecular function (GO): protein binding
Source: RefSeq, a predicted model, not a curated record
AUGUCAACGACGAAGAUCGUGGCUGCUGCAAUUAGAAUCAAUACUCAAUUCUCAAAGAAACCUGGUAUAUCUGCUCAAUAUUUAUUCAGUAGAAAUAUCAGUUCCACGAUAAAAGCAAGGUGUAACACCAACUUCGUUCAAAAAGCGAAUAUAAGUCGAGCAGCAACAGUAGAAGCACCAUACCCUAAAAACUAUACAAUCAAUCCAUACACUGAGGCUAAAUCUAGUAUCAAAGCACAAGCCAAACUGGUAGGGAAAAUAGUAGGCUAUACAGCUCUUUCUGUAAGUGCAGCACUAGCACUUAUCUGGCAAAUGACACAUUGGUAUAUUGAGUAUUUUGUGGAAUCCACACCAGCAGAGCUAGGCUAUCAAGGUCGUAACUUAUUACAUGGCGCCUUUAUUCGAGAAAACCUGGCUAUCGACUACCAGGUUGCUACAGUUUAUUUGAGAGAAGCAUUGCAUAUUGCGUUAAAUGAAAAACAAUUAGACGAAAGCUCGAAAACCAUAAUUGAUCUCAGACUUCGGUUGGCGAACGACGAAGCACAUGCUGGUAACCUUUUAGAUUCCAUUACCGAAUAUACCCGUGCUUGGAAAUUAUUGAUAGACAAGCAAGAGAUAUCAAUAACAACUAUUGCAACGGCACAGCAUAUUGGGGAGCUUUAUUUGCGAAUUGGCGAUUACGAGCGUGCUGAAGAAUUUCUCGUUUGGGCUCUACAUCACUCGACCAUUAAUAGUAAUAGUAGCGACGAAGACUCUGAUAUAAAUACAUUAAAAUCAAAAAUCACACUCGUACUCGGCAGUUUAUACGCACUACAAAAGAAUUAUGAUCUGGCGCUACCGCUCUUGACUCAAACGCUUCAAUCAGUGCCAGAGGAAUCAAUAUGUUUAAAGGCCAUUGUGCAAAACCAACUGUCAGAAGUUCUAUUCGGAUUGGGAAAAGUAGAGGACGCAAUGGGAUGGGCACAAUCAGCCUUAGCAUUAAGCGCCACUAAUAUAGAAAAGCAAGAUUGCAUUGAAUGUGGUGGCGUAGCGGCUAAUAACCUGGGAUCAAUAUUAGAAUUGAGAGGUGAAUUUAAACAAGCAAUAGAGUAUUAUAGCCAAGCCGUUCAAUAUGGAGCCGCGAUACAUGACAACGCAAGUCAAUUAAGAUACACUGUGAAUAUGGAAAGAGCCAAAGAAAAAUUGAAGAACGAUGAGUAA